Messenger RNA from Penicillium cinerascens, 2454 nucleotides. RefSeq names its product SLM1 family PH domain-containing protein. The record is from RefSeq and is a predicted model, not a curated record. The transcript is spliced from 2 exons. NCBI's taxonomy places the organism in Eukaryota, Fungi, Ascomycota, Eurotiomycetes, Eurotiales, Aspergillaceae. Bases 1 to 2454 code for a protein of 817 amino acids.
AUGGCCAUGGCCGCGCGGCCACAGACGCCCGUGCAUGAUGCAUACAUGCCCUCGCAAUCCAAUGACCCCGGCCUGCUGAACCGCGGAUAUGGCUCCCUCCGUGCCUCCUCCCGGCCCAGCUCCUACGCCGGCAACAGCCCCGCCUUUCACUACAGUCACGGUGCCGUCGAUCAGUCACCGGCGCCCCAUAACCCCCGUUUUAAGGAGGACUUCGAGACCGCCAGUCACCGCAGCUCCGUCGUCCUCGACGGCCCCGGCAUCCAGCGAUCCGCUUCGCAGAUGUCCGGAGCCCCCUCCCGCUCGAGUACCCUACGUAAGAAGGCCUCGCUCAGCAAGAAAGGAAGCUUGCGACGCAAUGGGAGUCGUCGGUCUAUGCGCGCCGGCAGUGUGAGGAGUCUGAGCCUGGGCGACCGUGAAAAGUACAACGCCGACGGCACCGAAGACAUGAACAGUGCUUUCGCUGUCCCCGUCCCGACAACCGGCAACCCGACCGAGGUCCUGGCAAAUCGCUUUCAAGCUUGGCGCAAGAUCCUCAAGGACCUUAUUCUCUUCUUCAAGGAGAUUCAGAAAUCCUACGAAACCCGAUCGAAGCUAUUUUUAUCCGCCUCCAAUGUCAUGAAUAACCAGUCUAUCCCGCCGGGCUUCCUACAGUCCGGUGGCCUAGCCGAUGCGACCGAAAUUCUUCAGGGCUUCCACCGCCAAGGAUACCAUGAAGCCAACAAAGCCGUCGAGGUGGAAAUUGAGGUCAUCAGCCAAUUGACCGGUCUGCGAAGCGACCUGCAGAAGAAGACGAAGGAAAUUAAGAGUCUUUCUGGAGACUUCAAGAACACGGUCGAGAAGGAGAUUGACGGAACGCGCAAGGCCGUGCGCAACUUGCACGAAUCCUUGGGUCUCGUUGAUACCGACGCGUCCGCAACAUCAGGUAAAAAUGAUCCAUUCUUGAUGCGCCUCAAUGUCGAGCGCCAGCUUGAGAAACAGAUCGAAGAGGAAAACUAUUUGCAUCGAGCUUUCUUGAACUUGGAGAAUUCCGGUCGCGAACUCGAAUCGAUCGUCGUGAGCGAGAUCCAGAAGGCGUACAAUGCCUAUGCCAGCAUUCUCAAGCGCGAGGCCGACGAGGCCUACGACACGGUGGAGAAGCUUCGGGCCGGGCCGAUCUCUAUGCCCCAGGAUCACGAGUGGAAUGAGUUCGUUGCCAACACCGAGGAGCUGGUCGACCCUCGCAUACCUCUGCGGAACCUAGAGAGCAUCACGUACGAUGGCAAAGACCACCCGGCCGCAGCCGAGGUUCGCGCCGGUAUGCUGGAGCGCAAGAGCAAGUAUCUGAAGAGCUACACUCCGGGCUGGUAUGUCUUGUCGCCGACUCACCUGCACGAGUACAAGUCAGCCGAUCGCGUGGCAUGGCAGACUCCUGUCAUGUCGCUGUAUUUACCGGAGCAGAAGCUUGGAUCCCACUCGCAGGAGGACUCCAGCUCCCACAAAUUUAUGCUCAAGGGCCGCCAAACCGGUGCAAUGCACCGAGGCCACUCGUGGGUCUUCCGCGCCGAAUCCCACGAGACUAUGAUGUCUUGGUACGAGGAUAUCGAGAGUCUGAGCAACAAGACGGGAGAGGCGCGAAACGCCUUUGUGCGACGACACGUGCGGAGCGUGAGCGGCAUGUCCACGAACAGUGAAGUGAUGGAGGACGACGAGGCCGACCGAACCCCGUACUCUGCCGAGUCGGUGGUUCUCGGCCAAGAGCGGCCCACCUCUGCCUCCCGACAACCCGGCGGGGCUUUCCCCAGCGAUGUGCAAAUCGAUCGGCACCUCCAGGCACCUCUGUCUCCAUCCAGUGGAGACAGCUCCGCCGGGCGAGACAUGAUCGCUGCCGCGGGGUCAUAUCCCGAUGGAAGCACUCUGGAGGAUAACUCCCGUUUCUAUGCCCGCGAUGCCGACAAUGCUUCGUCGCAAGCUGCCAUGAACAGUCCUGCCAACCGGCCCAAAGUUCUUCAACAUGACAGUUACUACGGCGAAUGGAUCGGCCCUGCUGCCAUCAUGGCCAAGCAAAGGCAAAACGAGCAGGUCGAAGCCGCGAAAGCCGAUAACCGGGAGAUUCGCUCUGACGGAGAUCACAACUCGGUAGCUGCGAUGUCCGGUGUCGCAAUGGCGGAACGCCGCGAUCAGUCUGCCCCUCCCAACGUGGCUCGCCGCGAAAGUGUGUCCACGGCACCGACCAACACCAACAAUACAGACUAUACCAACCACACGAACCCCACGGUGGCCACAUCUGUCGACACCAAGGAUUCGGGGGUGGCUGGAUUGGGUGCAGGUCAAUCCAAUGGACCGGAGGAUGUCACUGAAAGCCCCGGUACCGGUACUAAACCCAUGUGGGACAUGUCGCGUCCGAAGCAGGACAGCGUCGUGGCGCUUGACAUGAAGAUUCCCGGGCGGUUCCCACCGACGAACGUGGCGGCAUGA